Molecule: messenger RNA, 1884 nt
Organism: Astyanax mexicanus (Mexican tetra)
Lineage: Eukaryota; Metazoa; Chordata; Actinopteri; Characiformes; Acestrorhamphidae
Gene: ankmy2a
Product: ankyrin repeat and MYND domain containing 2a
Exons: 10
Coding region: 185-1462 (425 amino acids)
Biological process (GO): regulation of smoothened signaling pathway
Molecular function (GO): protein binding
Source: RefSeq, a predicted model, not a curated record
AUCCCACCCCCACCGUUCCUGUGCUGAUGGUACAGUCCUGUCUAACCCCCCAUGCUCCUGCGGCUGCUGAGCUGCUCCUGCGGACACAGACAGUCUUCUACGCCAUCUAUCAGGGUUAGGGGUGUUCAGAUCAUUAGGUGGCGUCUCUUAAAUCUGCCUCUGUUUUAUACGGAUCUGUCUGAUCAUGUCUGCCCCGGUGAAAGGAGAUCUGUCCGACACUGAGAAGGAGUUAUUCGUGGUCAUUGCUGCAGGUAAUGUGCAGGAAGCUUCAAGACUGCUCGGCUCCAAAGAUGUCAGAGUCAACUGUCUGGAUGAGUAUGGGAUGACUCCCCUCAUGCAUGCUGCAUAUAAGGGCAAAGCAGAUAUGUGUAAGCUACUAUUGCAGCAUGGAGCAGAUGUCAACUGCAAUCAGCAUGAACAUGGCUACACUGCUCUCAUGUUUGCCGGUCUCUCAGGAAAGACAGAUAUCACCUGGAUGAUGCUGGAUGCUGGAGCAGAGACAGACGUGGUGAACUCAGUCGGCAGAACAGCAGCACAAAUGGCUGCCUUUGUAGGGCAACAUGACUGUGUCACAGUUAUCAAUAAUUUUUUCUCACGGAAGAGACUUGACUAUUAUACAAAAGCCCAGGGCUUAGAAACAGAACCAAAACUACCCCCUAAACUGGCUGGACCUUUGCAUAAAAUCAUCAUGAGCACAAAUCUCAACCCUGUCAAGAUGGUGAUGCUGGUGAAGGAAAACCCUCUGCUUGUGGAUGUAGAGGCUCUGGAGAAAUGCCGUAAGGUGAUGGAGUUGAUCUGUGAGAAGUGUGUGAAGCAGCAGGACAUGAAUGAGGUGCUGGCAAUGAAGAUGCACUACAUCAGCUGUGUGCUGCAGAAAUGUAGCUCCUUCCUCAAAGACCGUGAGGAUAAGCUGGAUGGCCUCAUCAAGAGUCUUCUAAAAGGUAGAGACAGUGAUGGCUUCCCCGUGUUUCAGGAGAAAUUUAUUCGGGAAUGCAUUCGAAAAUUUCCUUACUGCGAUGCUACCUUGCUACAGCAGCUUGUCAGAAGUAUAGCUCCGGUGGAGAUGGGUAAUGACCCCACAGCCCUUUCAGUGCUGACCCAGGCCAUUACAGGACAGGUGGGCUUCAUGGAUGCAGAAUUCUGCACUACGUGUGGGGAGAAGGGUGCAGAGAAGAGGUGCUCCAUUUGCAAAAUGGUUAUCUAUUGCAACCAAGACUGCCAGAAGCUUCACUGGUUCACCCAUAAGAAGAUCUGCAAGACACUUCAGGAGACGAGGCAGAAGCAUGAAGCUGAAUCAGCCAAGCGACUAGAGAAACAGGCCAAAGCUGAGGAGCAGAAAGCACUGGAAGAAACAACCAAUACCAUGGAAAAUCUCUCUGUGGAGAAGAGCGAAGUUGCAAGCACAUCAGACAUUCAAAUAGAAACUGCUAGCUCUGAACCCAUUCCAGUAAAUGCAGAAUGAUCACACAGAGAUGUGGCAUUAUCCCAGCUUGUCUCCCAUCAUUAUUCUCCUUAUCAAAGACCAGCCUCGGCUAGAACAUUCUGAUCUCUUCAUUGUUCAGCAUCUGAGGUGGCCUUCAGAAUGUUUCUGAGAGAGAAGGGCUUCGUGGAGUUUGGAGAUCAAGUGGAAAAAGCAACAAAGAUUUGUGACGGCUGCACACUAUGAAGGGUUUCCGUCCACAUACAACACUUCGUACUGUAUUUUUUUAAGUUAAUAUUAUGUAUGUCACAAUGUAUAUGGAAACAAAUAGGUUUGUUUAUGAUAGUUGGUUUUUGUAAUAAACUGUGUAAGGACACUGAAGCAUAUGCCUUAAACAUGCUGUCAAGUCCAUAGGUGUGGCAGAAGAUUAAAAAGUUCUAUACUCUUUCUGAAGAGCUAUCUUA